AUGAGGGCAAUAGUAUGGGGGUUAUCCAAGAUCAAACAUUCUAGUCAUGAUAGCGAACAUUUUCUUUUGUUCAAGUAUCCACAGGAGCCUUAUGAAUGUGAUGGAUGCAAGGGGCUAGGGUUUGGCCCGUGCUACAAAUGCGAGCACGAAGAUUGCAACUUCUAUCUUCACGCGGAUUGCGCACACCCUACUCCAUCUGCCUUCCAUCCAUUUUCGAGGUGCAGCUUGAAAUUUCACAGCAAGGCUCCGCAAUACGGUGAAAGAUACUGCGAUGCUUGCGGACAAGAUGUGUUAGGGUUCGUGUACCAGUGCAAACACAAGAAGCCAUGCGAUUACCAUCCCGGAUGUCUAAAACUCCAGCGUACCUUAACAGCUGAAGAUGGCACGAGGCUACACCUGACAGAGAAGUUGCCAUCGAAAUGCUUAAACUGUGGAAGUAGGGAAACAUCGAACCGAAUCCAAGGUUGGUCCUAUGUAUCUUCUUGCGGUCAAUAUUGUUACCAUGUAGCUUGUGUGAAGGACAUGAUUUUGGAGAAGUGGAGGAAGGGUUAUUUCCUUCAAGAAGGAAACGUGAAUGAGGAGAAUUACCUGGCACUUCAAAGUUUCCUUCCAAGUAAAGAAGUAGCAGCAAUCCCGAGUGGGAAAAGCUCAAGAAGCAAGACCAAACAAAUGUGGUGGAAGGCAAAAACAAUCAUUAUGCUUAUUAUUUCUGCUUUGUUUGGAGAACCGACGGCUCUGAUUUCGUUGCUUGUUGAACAGUUGAUUUCCAAUUAA
Molecule: messenger RNA, 774 nt
Organism: Dovyalis caffra
Lineage: Eukaryota; Viridiplantae; Streptophyta; Magnoliopsida; Malpighiales; Salicaceae
Source: the annotation of a GenBank genome assembly